CAUGCUUUUCAUAAUCAGUUGGUGAGCUGUGAUUCUCGGCAGCGCAUGACACAUCUGGAUACAGGCAGUUGGCUUAAGAGAAGGUGUGUGGCGGCAUGAGAAAUAGAUGUGUAUGAAAGAGAGAGAGUGUGUGUGUGCAUGGAGACUCCUCCUCAUUACUCAGUCCUCGCACAGACAAAUGGAAGAUGGACUGUGAAGACAACUGUGACCAUCAAAUUGAUCCUGUUGCCAUGCACAACAUGCAGUGAAUUUUAGGUGCCUUGGCUUUGUCAUGUAGUCACGAAAUGGCAGCAAGUGGAAAUAAUUGGGAGCAAGGAUGUGAGGAGGAUGCAAGAGGAGGUAGAAGACCUUUCCAGGAAAGCCACAGCCCAGAUGUUCUUCCUAACGUGCUUGGAACGAAGCGCCACCAACCUCGAGGGAUCGUUAUCCAGCUGACGGGAACAGAAGGAGAGUGGAGCAGCCUGGAUGAGAGCGAACUCAUCUUCUCGCUUGAUCACGAUGAGUACUACCCCUCAGUGUCUCAUUCUAUUCAGAAGCCUAUUUCUAGUGAUGGCAGCGUGUCCCAAGAGUUCCACGUUCCACUUUCACCCUCGUCUCCCGGUUCUCUUGGGAAUUGUUCCACUACAGUCCCCGGCUUCCUCUCUCCAGGGCCUUCCUCCCCCACUCAUCGACCCUUGGCCAGUUUGGUAAAGUCGCUCUCCACAGAGUUGGAACUCAGAGAAGCCUCCACCCUUAGACCAAAACCCCUUCUCAGCCUUGUGAAAUCCAUCUCCACCGAACUCUCACGAUCUGAGCCUGAGGUGUCGCAGUCUAAAUCGGACUCCCGUCUCAACCUUCACCUGUUGAAGCAGCUUACGCAACCCAAGACCCGAAGCAGUGGGGACUCUCGGACAGCGCCGCCAUCUCCUAGCAUGCUUUCACCAAGUGGCGAGGGUCUGAAAGGUGGCUUCUUCAAAAUGGAACUAGAGGACACCAAACGGAAACUCUCUGAGGCAGUCCACGAGCCACUGAGCAGUAUGUUCAACAAGAUCAUGAGAGAAGACAGCACGGGAAGCCCCAAACACCAGUUUAAGACUACUCAGGUCAUCUCCAGAGGUUUAGGCAGGGAAAGUAGCACAGAUACGGGGCCCUCGGAAUCUCCUGUGAGGAGCAGUGGCAGAACAGAGGGUGAGAUUUUUGACUGGCCUUCGGUUAGGUAUCCUGGAAGAAGUCCCUGCAGCACGUGCCCUGUGCAUCAUUGCAAAAGUCACAGGAAUGAAGAGCUAGGAUCUUAUUCAGAUGGAGACAUACAGCAUGUUUUUUCCACUGAUACUCACCAACAGACAAAGAGACUGCCUCGGAUUGCAUCACUGCCACUUAGGACCUACCACCCACCUAAUCCUCCACCAUGCAUGAGUUUAUUCUUUGUGGCAGUUCUAUCCUAUGGCUAUUUUACCCUACCUCUGAAUCCAUACUCCUCUGGUCUGGCUUUGGGGCUGGCGUUGGGCUUUUUACUCGGACUCCUGCUUAUAAGAAUGGGCUCUUCCGGGGCUAGACCAUCACUGUCUCUUCUAGGAGAGGAGAUUCUGAGAGAUACCUCCAUUGAGCCUGAUAUCACUAAGGGUUGGAUGAAUGAGAUUCACGAUUAUGACCCAGAAACCUUCCAUGCAGCGCAGACUCACUCUGUGUUUGCUACACUGGAGGGCUCCUGCCUUCGACUUGACACCCCUCAGUCGAACAUCAGUCGCAGAGCCAUGUACGACCAGAGAGUCCACGAGUCCGCUUUCAUCAAGACACGUGCCUACCAGCUGGAGAGGAGCAAAGUUUUCUUGCUGCCAUCUGUGUUGGCUCGCAAGCGAGUGUGGAACUCCAAGUAUCCCAUCUGCAUCCAGCUGGCCAGUAUUUCUCAGGACGACACUGGGCAAAGGUCAGAAGGGAGUCUAAAAGGGGAGCAGCCAGGAUCUGAACCUAAAAGUCAAAGUUUUUCUGGACCCACCAGUGACCCGUGUGCAACUCUUUACCUCUUCGGACGCACGGGACGGGAGAAGGAGGAAUGGUUUCGCCAUUUCUUGCUUGCAUCCAUGAAUGCAGAGCAAGAGAAAGACCACAACCAACCACGGUCUGGCAGAUGUGUUCCUCCAUCGGGUGACCCAGUACUGUCACAGAGUGUCAGCAGUCAUGGUGAUACCCCAUGCAUCAAAGGCUCCACCAGCAGAGUGGGCAGCAGUGAAGACGAUGCUCCCUCCACACCCCCGGUCUGCCCCAACCCUGCAGCUCCUCUCGGUCAGACCUCCAGCAGCGCCACCAGGGGCCUUUCUCUUCUCGACUACCCCGGGUAUAUGGCUCGCCUUCUGGCUGCAGAAGACUCGCCCUCACUCUCAAGCCCCGGCGUUGGCAGCACAGAAACGAGCCCCAAACUCAAAGGAAACUGCUCCUGUGAUUUGGCGGAGGCCUGUGGGAGGAGUUCGACUGCAUGGGUGAACGCUCUGAUUGGUCGCAUCUUUUGGGACUUCCUGAGAGAGAAGUACUGGGCUGACGUGGUUUCCUGUAAAAUCCAGAAGAAGCUCAGCAAAAUUAGAUUGCCUUACUUUAUGAAUGAACUGACCCUGACCGAGCUGGACAUGGGCUGUUCUAUGCCACAAAUCACAUCUACCUCACGGCCAGAGGUUAACCACAAAGGGCUGUGGGUGGAGCUACAUCUGGCCUACAAUGGUACCCUGCAGAUGACCCUGCAGACCAAAUUUAACUUGUCCAAACUGGGUAAAGAGGGUGGCCAGGAUACGGACUGGUUGGCUGAAACUGGAAGCACACGAUGCAAACCCGUCCUAAGUGUGUUGGCAGACAGUGAUGAGGAGUCUUCUAGUGCUGGUUCAUCUGAUGAAGAAGAGAUGCUAUUCUCUGAGCCCCAGGGGCCUGCUGGGGAAAAAGGUCCAGAAGGAACAGGGGGCGGAAGGACUGGAAGGAAGAUUUUGAGAUUUGUGGACAAAAUUACCAAAUCCAAAUACUUUCAGAAGGCGGCAGAGAAUGAGUUCAUCAAGAAGAAGUUUGAGGAGAUGUCCAACACUCCUUUGCUGCUCACAGUGGAAGUGCAAGAGUUGUCAGGGUCUCUGGUCGUCAACAUCCCACCGCCUCCUACAGAUAGAAUAUGGUACAGCUUCUGUACACCACCCAAACUGGAUCUCCGUGUCCGACCCAAACUAGGUGAGAGGGAGGUGACUUUUUGUCAUGUGACUGAAUGGAUUGAAAAAAAACUACAGGAUGAGUUCCAGAAAGUAUUUGUCCUGCCAAACAUGGAUGACAUCUACCUACCCAUGAUGCACUCGGGCCUGGACAGCCCCCAUAUGCCGCCACAGAGCUCUACUGAGUCUGACGAGCAAGUCGCACUUGAGGUCACUGCGACAGAGUUGGACUGUAGCACGACUUAGUAUAAAUAACCAGUGACAGGAAACAAUGAAAAUCACAUAAACUCCUCAUAUAAUAUUAAUAUUUACAAACUCGAAGGUGGGUUAUUUGAGGAAAUGCUCUUGCCGGUGACUUUUGAUAACCAGGACUGACAGUACUGUGCUCUAAAUGGUAAGUCAAUCAAUCAAUUAAUCAAAGUUUAUUUAUAUAGCCCUAAAUUACAAGUGUCUCAAAGGGCUGCACAAACCACGACGACGUCAUCGGCUCAGAUUCCACAUCAGGGCAAGAAAAAAACUCAACCUAGUGGGAUACAAUGAGAAACCUUGGAGGGGACUGCAGAUGUGGGGGCCGGUGCAAUGGAUGUUGAGUGGAUUUAGUUAAUAGUGUGACAGUCCAGUCCAUAGUGGGGCCAGCAGGGGAUCAUCUUGAGCGGAGACAAGUCAACAGCGCAGAGACAUCCCCAACUGAUGCACAAAUGAAUGGUCCACGCCAGGUCCUGACUUUGAACACCUGACGCGUCAUCUGUGGUCACCUGAUAAACUCUCCACACAGGAGAGGGGGGCCGAGCAGAAAAGAGGAGGCAGAUCAACUGGUCUAAAAGGGGGGUCUAUUUAAAGACUAGUGUAUACAAAUGAGUUUUAAGUCAUAUUUUACUAUCUUUUAAUAUUUUAAUAAUGAUAAUCCAUUCAUGACAUAUUAUAUUGGCAUACUCCUGUGUGCAAAUGUUUACAUAGGUAUGACAUUAUUCACUGUUUUGUUAAUGGCUGUUGACAAAUAUUAAACAAACAUUUAAAAAAAGUGAGAGGCUUCAAUGUCUGUGGGCAGGCAAAAGGUCAAGAUCCCGCAAGGCAGCAAGAAGUCCAACGAAAGUCCGGGGAGAGGAGACACACAUCUCAAAUCUAAAAGACAGAGAGGAGCUAAGGGAUGACGACACAGGACAAGACACAAUUAGCACAGAGGAGGGGUAACACAGAGAGCGAGUAGGUACAUGGAAAAGGAAGCUAGAGACAUGUGGGCUUACCGUACACUACAGGUAGCUACGUUCUGGCACUGGAACGCAGGACGCACUGUUCCAAGUACUGUGUGGUGUCCUCAUCAGUGUCAGGUGUGUUGAUUUCUGGGGCGGGUGCUUGAGCCGUAACAAUAAUAAGUGAUUUAAAAUGAUUACCACAAGUAAAUUUUCAAAUUUCAAAGGGAACUACACUUUCUGGGAAUGUUGCUUAUUAUUCACAAUCACUAUGUGAGAAUUGCUCAUAUUAUACAAAGGAACAGUACACUAACAACAUUAAAUCCGACAAAAAACUGUCAAUUAUUCGUCUCAACUCCAGAAGCCUAUAUGCAAAUUACAAAAAUAUGGUGCAUUUUUUGGCACAAUUCAACAGACCCUUGAAAGUGAACUCCGUAUCAGAGACAUUGGUGGAAGCUACGAAAGGAAUAGAUUUAGGACGAGAAGGAUAUGAACUUAACUAUAUCAACAGAUCCAAAAAGAACAGGGGCGGAGUUGCAAUUUAUUUGACAAAGGACUUGCACUAUUACGUGAUAAAAAUAUGUAAUUUGCCAUUGAAAAUACUUUCAAAUGUAAAAUCAUUGAAAUAUGUCAUGAAAAUGGAAAACAUUUAUUGAUCAGCUGUAUAUGCAGAGAACCUCAGUCAAGCAUUUGAGGACUGGAUUAAGGCAACUUUCACUAAUAUCAGUCAAACAGUAGUUGUUAUAUGCGGUGACUUAAACAUCUACAUUUUGAACCCUAACAAGCAAAAGACAAUUUACAGUAUGAGAUUACAUCCUAAAAUCACAAGGCUAAGCAGAAUCACAAGUCACUCUGCUACAGUUAUCGAUAAUAGCUUUACUAAUGUUUUUGACAAUAACACUAAAUUAAACAAUAUAUGGGUUGUACUUGUAUAGCGCUUUUCUACCUUCAAGGUACUCAAAGCGCUUUGACACUACUUCACCAUUUACCCAUUCACACACACAUUCACACACUGAUGGAGGGAGCUGCCAUACAAGGCGCUAACCAGCACCCAUCAGGAGCAAGGGUGAAGUGUUUCGCUCAGGACACAACGGACGUGACGAGGUUGGUACUAGGUGGGGAUUGAACGGUCAACAAGUGUCUACAAGUAGUCUGCUAAUAACCGAGAUCAGCGAGCAUCCACUGGUUUUCAUAAUCUAUGACGGAAAUUACAGGAGGAGAAAAAUGGAUGAUGAAAAGACACUUCAAAGAAAAAUAUGAUUCCAUUCCAAAAAAUGAUCUAAGAGAACAAAGUUGGGACAAUGUGAAGAGAGAAAAUGAUGUAAAUGAGACUAAUGGAAAAUUUUUACUUUCCUGAAACUUUAUGACAAACAUUGUCCAUGGAAACAAUUAAGCAAAAAGCAAAAGAAUACAACGAUGGAUGACAAAGGGAUUGAACAAUGCUUGCAACAAAAAAAUACACUGUAUUGAAUAUUUAUAACACAAAGAUCUGUAGAGGCAAAGUAUAUUAAAAAAUAUAAGAUCAAGCAAACUAGCAUACAAUGCACAUGUAGAAAAGAACACUACAGUCAACUGUUAGACAAAAACAUCAACAACAUGAGAGCAAAAUGGGGCAUACUAAAUAGGAUAAUCAAAAAUGGUGCAAGAAAGAUUACCCUCAAAACUUUUCAGAGGGAAACGAAAAAAAUGACAAUAUAGACUAGGGGUGUCAAACUCAAUUUGCCUGGGGGCCACUGGAUGAAGACACGGUGAGGCUGGGCCGCAAGAAAAGUUUUUUUAUUUUUUUAAUUUAAAAUGCACUUUUUAAUGAAUUCACCUUCUUUGAAUGGCUUUCCGACCCAAGCAACAUACUAGCCAACCCUCCCCAUUUUUACAGGAGACUCCCGAAUUUCAGUGCAACUCCCGUCAAUUUCUCGGGGUAAGCGUUAUUCAAAAAAUUGUCCUGAUUUUCAUCCAGUCAACAAUAUAAUAAGCACUACCUUUAAAGGCCUACUGAAACCCACUACUACCUACCACGCAGUCUGAUAGUUUAUAUAUGAAUGAUGAAAUCUUAACAUUGCAACACAUGCCAAUACAGCCGGUUUAGUUUACUAAAUUGCCAUCCAUCCAUCCAUUUUCUACCGCUUAUUCCCUUUCGGGGUCACGGGGGGCGCUGGCGCCUAUCUCAGCUACAAUCGGGCGGAAGGCGGGGUACACCCUGGACAAGUCGCCACCUCGCAAUUUGAAAUUUCGCGCCGAAGUAUCGUGCUAAAACGACGCGGUAUGAUGACGCGUGUGCGUGACGUCACGCAUUGUAGAGGACAUUUUGGUCCAGUACCGUUUUUUUCUAGUCCCUCACUUACACUUUCCUCAUCCACGAAUCUUUCAUCCUCGCUCAAAUUAAUGGGGAAAUCGUUGUUUUCUCGGUCCGAAUCGCUCUCGCUGCUGGUGGCCAUGAUUGUAAACAAUGUGAGGAUGUGAGGAGCUCCACAACCCAUGACGUCACGAGCACAUCGUCUGCUACUUCCGGUACAGGCAAGGCUUUUUUAUUAGCGACCAAAAGUUGCAAACUUUAUCGUCAAUGUUUUCUUCUAAAUCCUUUCAGCAAAAAUAGGCCAAUAUCGCGAAAUGAUCAAGUAUGACACAUAAAAUGGACCUGCUAUCCCCGUUUAAAUAAGAAAAUCUCAUUUCAGUAGGCCUUUAACGCCCUCUACAACGUCCUCGCUUUCGACUUUACAUCAUGUUAACAGCGUGCCAGCUUAAUUACAUACCGUAAGAGACAUAUGUGGAUGCACGUGAGUAACUGCAAGACAUACUUGAUCAACAGCCAUACAGGUCACACUGAGGGUGGCCGUAUAAUGAAGUUUAUCACUGUUACAAAUAUGUGAACACACCCCAAACAAGAAUGACAAACACACUUUGGGAGAACAUCCGCACUGUACCACAACAUAAACACAACAGAACAAAUACCCAGAACACCUGAAUUUAGGUUGAAAAUGAUUUGCAAAUCAUUGUAUUCUGUUUUUAUUUAUGAUUUACACAACGUGCCAACUUCACUGGUUUUGGGUUUUGUAUAUAUGUAUGAAUAAUUGCAUUUAUGUGACUACAAAUGUGUAUUUCUAUGUACAAUAUAUUUGUCUCCCAGUGUAUGUGGGAGCUAGAGAACAGCCCGAGCAACUCAGAGAGCCCAACCCAAAACAGCAGUUGCGGCACCCUGCAGGGAGCAAGGGACCAGUGGCCCCACGCAGCCAGGAGAGCACGUGGGGCUGCGUGGGGCCACUCGUCACAGGUCACCCCACCCAAGUUGGCUGCGGCUGGCCUAGUUUCAAAUGACAUCUCACGUGUUACAGCCACAAUUCAUGUCAAUCCACCUGACGCAACAUCUCUCCAAAGUGUAAACACCCCUUUUUAACUGCAGACUAAUGAACAGAUGUAAUCUGAUGCAGGUGUCAGCUUUGGAAAGGAAAAUUUACAGGGUGAUUCUAUAAUAUAUUUUUCAAAAUUGAGUGGUGCGAUCAUUUUUGCACUCUGCUCGAUCUAAAAAUGAAACUGUUACUGGCCUUCACAAUUUAUUUUCCUGAUUACUUUUAUUGUUUCUUGAAUCCGGAAAAUUGCCAUGACGACUAUUUUGUGUCAUCUCUGCUUUUUUUCCCCUAUAAAAUUAAACAACUGAAUGAA
Molecule: messenger RNA, 8005 nt
Organism: Nerophis ophidion (straightnose pipefish)
Lineage: Eukaryota; Metazoa; Chordata; Actinopteri; Syngnathiformes; Syngnathidae
Product: testis-expressed protein 2-like
Exons: 12
Coding region: 285-3404 (1039 amino acids)
Cellular component (GO): endoplasmic reticulum
Molecular function (GO): lipid binding
Source: RefSeq, a predicted model, not a curated record